Molecule: messenger RNA, 792 nt
Organism: Dermacentor silvarum
Lineage: Eukaryota; Metazoa; Arthropoda; Arachnida; Ixodida; Ixodidae
Exons: 1
Coding region: 1-792 (263 amino acids)
Biological process (GO): DNA integration
Molecular function (GO): nucleic acid binding
Source: RefSeq, a predicted model, not a curated record
AUGCGGACAACCACCACUGAAGCAACCAUUUCAUACCGGCAGGAACUGUUUUGCAGAUUCGGAUUCCCCGAGACUUUAGUGUCUGACAACGGCACUCAGUUCACUUCUGCAGAUUUCCAGGAGUACCUGCAGCGAGUAGGAACUAGACACGUGAGAACAGCUCCGUAUCAUCCCAUCAGCAACGGUCUGGCAGAACGUUUCGUCCAGAUGCUGAAGGGUGCACUUCGGAAGUCCAGCCGACCCACAUCACCGUCGGAGCUCGCAGACUUCCUCCUGUCGUACCGCAACACUCCGCAAGCGACUACUACAGAGGCACCCUCCCUUUUGCUGUUGGGUAGGCGCCUCAGGACUAGGCUAGACCUCGUCAGUCCCUCCGUUGAGGAGCGGGUCGCCCGCAAACAGUUUCAGGACACCAGUCGCUGCAGGCACCGUGCAACUACGUUCAGCGAAGGAGACUUCGUACGGGUCAGCAAUUUUCGCCGCGGACCGAGGUGGUUCAGCUCUACCGUUCUCGCCCGCACCGGUCCAUUGUCGUAUUGUGUUAGUGUUGUGACCGCCCGGGGUGUGUGCGAGUGGGUGCGUCAUCCCAACCACAUCGUACGCGCUCCUGACUCUGACGACACGGUGAUCACAGCCACCGACUUUCAAGAUGAAGACCACGUCACUGCUGGCAUAGGCGCUGGCAGCACCACCGAGCCUGUGGAACAGCCAUCGACACUCAUGGAAGCCGCCGAGCAGGGUCGCCGCUACCCACUACGUCAGCGCAGACCUCCCGACCGCUACGGCACCUAA